CGUGGGCCGCGCGCUCCGGGCCCACGUGACCACGGGGACUCUGGGAGGGGAGGGGAGGGGAGGGGAAGGGAGCGAGCGCGCCCGGCUCGGCGCCCGCUACUGCCGGGGUGGGCGCUGAAUCCCGGACGGGGGAGGAGGGCAGGCGGGCGCGAGUGUGUGUGUCUCUCUCGAGUCAUUUACCGCGUAGCAGCCGGCGCGAGCGCCGAGGAGGCAGCGGCGGCGGCUUCGUGCAACUGUGGCUCCCUCCACCUCCUCUCGCUUUUUGCUCCUUGAUUCUUCGCCCCCCACACACGUCCAUGGGGAGCCGGCCCCCCUGCCGGCACCUCCUCUCGGCUCGGCCCCCUAGGCACCAGCUGCCGCCUCCCUGGCCGCGGGCUGCGCGGGCGCCCGGUGCCCCGGCCCCUGGCGUGGCGCCCGGGUCUCGCCGCCCGCAGCCCGGGCUGGCGCGGCGCUCCGUUCGCCCAAACUGACUCCGAGAGAGAGGAAACCGAUGCCCAGCUGCACCAAGACAGCGGGCGAGCGAGCGUCCGGGGGCAGGGCGGGGGCGGCAGGGAGACGGAGACGUCGGAGACUCUGAACCCCGCAAAAGUUCAAGGUUUGUGCAGGUUCCCCCCGGGGGAGGCGAGGAGCGAGGUGGAGCUGCGCGCCCCUCUGCUGAGACAGCGAGACCUGGGAGGAGAGGGGGACGGCCCGGAGCCGCCGCGGGCUGGCCGAGCCCCUUGCCAUCCUACUACGGCUGACAGCCGGGAGGCUGGAGUCGGCGCCCCGGGCAGGGAGGGCGCGGGUCCGGCGCAUUAGCCGGCUGUCCCGCUCCCCCGCUUCUCCAGGCCGGGUCUCCAUGGGGCAGCCGGUUCCGGCCGCACCACCUGCGCCCCAGCCGCGGAGCCGCUGCCCGAGCUGGCGGCUCUGAGCCAGCUUGUGUGGAGCCCGGGCCCUGGUCGAGACUGGAGAGCGCGCUGGAGCCGUGCAGCGAGCUCUGUGAGGGGACGAGCCGCGGGCCGCCCGCCUUGGGCAUUUUGUCCCGGCGUCGCCUGGGGUGGCGGCGACCCGCGUCGCCAGUCUCAUCACUGCACGGAAACUUUUCCUGCUCCAGAUGGAUUAAAGUUGCCUGGAUUUUCUCUUUUUUUGUGAAAGAAAGCAUUCAUUUGCUCCUAACCUGGGAUUUUUAUGCUGGGGCUGCUGCAGGGCGCUUGGAGGAAGGAAGCCGCGCUAUCUAUGUGGGGUUACUACCGACACCGAAGAAGCUGGGGCUUGCGCCGGAAAUCUGCACCCUCGGGCGAGUUCAGAUUGGAGCUGGGCCUCGGGACUGGGGGAUCCAGCACUUGGCUCUAGGCAGUCUCCGAGACGCCGGUGGCCACUGGGCUCCGGGACCGCACGUGCGGCUCCCCCCUCGCCGCACAGAUCCUGCAGGGGGCACCAGCCCGGGGAGGUGGAGGCUCCUCCCGCCCGGAGCUGCGCCCCUACCAGCUCCGAGGGUGUAGCCGGCGGCGCCUGGGACGCCCCCUCCCCUCAAAGUGUCCCCGAAUUGCACUCCCUGGUCCCCAGAGCUACAGCAGAGACAUUCGGACGCCACGACCACCCUGAGUUGGAUGUGACCGAACCCAGCCUGGGGCCAAGUCAUCGACGACUAUUGCCCCUUCGGCCCCUUCCCGUUCCCGCCUCGGUCAUGGCCCCAAGGAUGUUGGGCCGAGGCGGCGCCGCCCUGCUCUGCCUCUCGGCGCUGCUCGCCCACGCCUCCGGCCGCUCCCACCCAGCCAGCCCCAGCCCCCCUGGGCCACAGGCCAGCCCCGUGCUGCCGGUCAGCUACCGCCUGUCGCGGACUCGGCUGGCCUUCUUCCUGCGGGACUCGCGGCCCCCGCCGCCUGCGUUCGCCAACGGCUCCCUUCAGCGCUCGGAGCCCUUCGUGGUGUUCCAGACCAAGGAGCUGCCCGUCCUCAACGUCUCCCUGGGGCCCUUCAGCACCAGCCAGGUGGUGGCCCGGGAGCUGCUGCAGCCAUCCAGCACCCUGGACAUCCCUGAGCGCCUGACCGUCAACUGGAAGGUGCGAGCCUUCAUCGUCCGCGCCCGCGUGCCCGCCUCGCAGCCGGUGGCCCAGGUGCUGUUCUAUGUGGCUGGCCGCGACUGGGACGACUUUGGCGUCACCGAGCGACUGCCCUGUGUCCGCCUGCACGCCUUCCGGGACGCCCGGGAGGUCAAGAGCUCCUGCCGCCUCAGCGGGGGCCUGGCCACCUGCCUGGUGCGGGCCGAGCUGCCCUUGGCCUGGUUCGGACCCCCCGCCCCCGCCGCGCCGCCCACCACCCGGCGCAAGUCUCCGGACGGGCUAGACCCGGAGGCCACGGGGGAGAGUCAGCAGGCCGAACUCUACUACACCCUCCAUGCCCCCGACGCGUCGGGCGGCUGCGGGGGCGCACGUCGGGGAGCCGGGCCAGGGACCGGCGCCCGCGGCGAGAGCCCCACCCAGCACCCCCUGCUGCGCAUCGGGAGCAUCAGCCUAUUCCGCCCGCCCCCCAGGAGGGCCCUGCAGGAGCACCGGCUGGACAGCAACCUGAUGAUCCGCCUGCCCGAUCGGCCCCUCAAGCCUGGGGAGGUGCUCAGCAUUCUCCUCUACCUGGCCCCCAACUCCUCCUCUCCCUCCAGCCCCAGCGUGGAGCAUUUCACACUCAGGGUGAAGGCCAAGAAGGGUGUGACCCUUCUGGGCACCAAGUCACGGAGCGGCCAGUGGCACGUGACCUCGGAGCUGCUGACUGGGGCAAAGCACUCAACAGCUACCGUGGAUGUGGCCUGGGCCCAGGGCACCCCACUGCCCCCCUGGGAAGGCCAGGGGCCGCUGGAGAUCCUGCAGCUGGACUUUGAGAUGGAGAACUUCACCAGCCAGUCAGUCAAGCGGAGAAUCAUGUGGCACGUCGACUACCGCGGCCACAGCGCCCUGCCUGACCUGGAGCGGGCGGUCACCGAGCUGACAGUCAUCCAGCGGGAUGUGCAGGCCAUCCUGCCCCUGGCCAUGGACACCGAAAUCAUCAACACGGCUAUCCUGACGGGCAGGACGGUGGCCAUCCCGGUCAAGGUCAUCGCCAUCGAGGUGACUGGUCUCGUCCUAGAUGUCUCUGCCUUAGUGGAAUGUGAAUCUGACAAUGAGGACAUCAUCAAGGUAUCCAGCAGCUGCGACUACGUGUUUGUGAGUGGAAAGGAGUCGCGCGGGUCCAUGAACGCCAGGGUCACCUUCCGCUAUGACAUCCUCAAUGCCCCUCUGGAAAUGACAGUCUGGGUCCCCAAGCUGCCCCUGCACAUCGAGCUCUCGGAUGCACGCCUCAGCCAAGUGAAGGGCUGGAGGGUGCCUAUCCUCCCCGACCGGAGGUCGGCCCAGGAGAGUGAAGACGAGGACGAGGAGGAGGAGGAGCGGCGGCCGAGCGCCAGCCGCGGCUGCGCCUUGCAGUAUCAGCACGCGACUCUGCAGGUCUUCACGCAGUUCCACACAACAUCGUCCGAGGGUGCCGACCAGGUGGUCCCCAUGCUGGGCCCGGACUGGCUGGUGGAGGUCACUGACCUGGUCAGCGACUUCAUGCGGGUGGGGGACCCCCGAGUGGCACGCAUGGUGGACAGCAGUACUCUGGCGGGCCUGGAGCCGGGCACCACCCCCUUCAAGGUGGUGUCCCCACUGACGGAGUCUGUACUUGGGGAGACGCUGCUAACAGUGACGGAGGAGAAGGUCAGCAUCACACAGCUGCAGGCCCAGGUGGUGGCCAGCCUCGCCCUCUCCCUGCGGCCUAGCCCAGGGAGCAGUCAUACCAUCCUGGCCACCACGGCUGCCCAGCAGACCCUCAGCUUCCUCAAGCAGGAAGCCCUUCUAAGCCUCUGGCUUUCCUACAGUGAUGGCACCACAGCCCCCCUCUCCCUCUACAGCCCCCGGGACUACGGGCUGCUGGUGAGCAGCCUGGACGAGCGGGUGGCUACAGUGACCCAGGACCGGGCCUUCCCGCUGGUGGUGGCGGAGGCCGAGGGUGCCGGGGAUCUGCUGCGCGCAGAGCUCACCAUUGCCGAGAGCUGCCAGAAAACCAAACGCAAGAGUGUGCUGGCCAUGACCCCCGUGGGCCUGCGGGUGCACUUUAGGCGGGACGAGGAGGACCCCACUUACGACUACCCGGGGCCCAGCCAGCCAGGCCCCGGCGGGGGCGAGGACGAGGCCCGGGGAGCCGGCCCCCCGGGCACAGCGAUGCCAGCAGCUGAGGCCCCAGGCCCGGGCACUGCCAGCGCCGUGCCGCCCACGGAAGACUUCCUGCCGCUGCCCACCGGCUUCCUGCAGAUGCCGCGCGGGCUGACGGACCUGGAGAUCGGCAUGUACGCGCUGCUGGGCGUCUUCUGCCUCGCCAUCCUCGUCUUCCUCAUCAACUGCAUCGUCUUCGUGCUGCGCUACCGGCACAAGCGCAUCCCGCCCGAGGGCCAGACCAGCAUGGACCACUCUCACCACUGGGUGUUCCUAGGCAACGGGCAGCCCCUGCGGGUGCAGGGAGAGCUGUCUCCGCCCGCGGGCAACCCACUGGAGACCGUGCCUGCCUGCUGCCACGGCGACCACCACAGCAGCGGCAGCUCGCAGACCAGUGUGCAGAGCCAGGUGCACGGGCGGGGCGACGGCUCCUCGGGCGGCUCGGCCCGCGACCAGGCCGAGGACCCUGCCAGCUCGCCCACCUCCAAGCGCAAGCGGGUCAAGUUUACCACCUUCACCACCCUGCCCACGGAGGAGCUGGCCUAUGACUCGGUGCCCGCCGGCGAGGAGGACGAGGAGGACGAAGAGGACCUGGGUUGGGGCUGCCCGGAUGUGGCGGGCACCACGCGGCCCACGGCACCCCCAGACCUGCACAAUUACAUGCGCAGAAUCAAAGAGAUCGCGUAGAGGCGCCGUCCCCCGGGGGUGGGGGUGGGCUCUGUGGGGGACAUGGCUGGGACCCCCCUCACACUGACGCAGGCCGGCCGACAUGGAUUUUGUACUCCCUGCCCCUGCAGCUUUGCUCCGUGCUGGGUGGCCGCCUACCCUACAGGGUCCUUCCCGCCACCUCGCCCCAUACCCGAUUCUGCCACCCAAGGUGGAGGGCUCCUUCCUCAGGAGCUUCGAGGAGGAAAGCAAUCCCGGGCCUUGUUCCACUCUUUCCAGACCUCCUCCCAUCUUAGACAACCCCCUGCCCCAAAAGUGAGGCAUGGAGGCCAAGCUUGGGGUGAGGUGGGCCACACUGUGCCCCUGCCCCCCGUGUCCCCUGUCUUCCCCUGUGUUGGGGGCUUUGGGGGGCCUUGUGUCACAAGCUGCACAAAGACUUUUCUCAAACCACUAUUCAGGGAUUUCUGUCCUGCAGGGUGGGGAGGCGGCAGCGGCCUGCCCUGCCAAGGAUCUUGCUGUGGACAAACUAUCGGUGGUGGGGGGUGGGGGAGACACUUGUAGCAUCUGCUGGCUUCUGGGUGCCCCUGGUCCCUUCCCAGUACCUGGGAGCUGACCCUACAGAGGGGUCUUGGGCCAAGCCAGGCACCUUCCUGAGAUCUCAGGACUCCCUCCUCUGUCCCAACUGGCUGUGGGCAGGGGCCUCAGUGGGGAGGAGCCCUGGGUCUGCCCCUCGAAAACCAUACCCCAGCACUGUGGUCUGGGCAGCCCAGGGAAGCCGGGUCCCCCUGCUGAGCCCACAGCGAGGUCAACACCGCGCCUUAGCCCCACCCCUCCUGCUCUGCUGACCAUGCCUUCCUCUCCACAGGGGCAGCCAGCCACCCUCCCCCCAGGAAGCAGAAUCUGGUGGGGGGGGGGAGAGGGUACCAGGGGACAAGCUGUGGAGGACCUUGGGACAGGCCAAGGCAGCAGGGAGCCAGGCGUCUCCCCACCCCUCCCAGCCCACAGCCACUUCUCUCUUGGGUUCUACCCACCACUGUGUCUGAUUUUCUUAAAUAAAUGGGGGUGACCAGACUGGACCGGAGCAGCAGCUCCUGGAGAAGAGAAA
Molecule: messenger RNA, 5972 nt
Organism: Lutra lutra (Eurasian river otter)
Lineage: Eukaryota; Metazoa; Chordata; Mammalia; Carnivora; Mustelidae
Gene: TMEM132E
Product: transmembrane protein 132E
Exons: 9
Coding region: 1667-4888 (1073 amino acids)
Source: RefSeq, a predicted model, not a curated record